Molecule: messenger RNA, 2514 nt
Organism: Oryza sativa Japonica Group (Japanese rice)
Lineage: Eukaryota; Viridiplantae; Streptophyta; Magnoliopsida; Poales; Poaceae
Product: PI-PLC X domain-containing protein At5g67130
Biological process (GO): lipid metabolic process
Molecular function (GO): phosphoric diester hydrolase activity
Source: RefSeq, a predicted model, not a curated record
CUGGACACAUGGUUUUGGUUGAGUGUUCGUUCAUAUGGGGGAAUGGUGAAAAUUAGACUUGGCAUAUGUUGAUCGUGUUGAGGUAGGCAAUUCCGGAUUACAAACAAAUGCUGAGGGAGAGAGAUUGUGAAAGAAAGAAAGAAAAAAAAAAAGGAGGAUGAGAUGAAUUGAGGAAAGGCGGCAAGGUGUAGAUAGAGACGGAGACAAUCAACAAGGAUGAAGGAACAAGUCUGAGAUGGAGGGCGAGAAGAUUGAAGUAAGCAAUGCUGGGUUAGAAUUUAGAAAUGCUGACGGAGAGAUUGUCAGAGAGAGAGGAUGAAUUGAGGAAAGGCAGCUAAGCAAGGUGAUAGUGUUUUGGGAACAAAUUAAAAAGUCGCCGGGCGGCCACGGCCAGACGUGUUUGUUACCCGUGGCACGUACGAGUACAUUAAUCACUACAUGCCAGCUUACAUUUCUUUAGCUACUAUAUAGUAGCUAGCUUUGUCAACACUGGUACUAUAAAUGAUGACGACGACGAUGAAUUCGUAUCGGAGAGAGAAGAAGAUUGCAGGAGUAAUUAAUUUGUUGAUCAGGUCUGUAUGUGUUGUCAAAAAUAAAAGCAGGUCUGUAUGUACUGUCAACUUAAAUGUGAGACAUAAACAGUGCAAAAUUGCACCUAUUUUAGGAUUGAGGGAGUACUAACACAAAAUAGAAAUAGUAAUAGACCUCCUCGUGUCGUGGGACUUGGAAUUGGACUCCCUCUUCUUCUUUCUUUCCUCUUCUACUUUUCUUCUUUUACAUAAUAGUAUUAGUAUUACAAUAUAGGAGUAAUACUAAUACUCUUUGUUCCUUUUGUUGGCAUUGCAUGUUUGUAUUGGUAAGGUUGUUCAAAUCAAUCAAGUCUAGUGUAGUAGCUAAUUAAGCCGCCGCCGCGAGUCGACCUCGCAACCAUCCAUGGCCCCGCGCCUCCUCCUCGCCCUCGCCCUCGUCCUGCUCGCCUCCGGCGCAAGCGCGGCGAGCGUGGGGGACACGUGCUCGUCGGAGGGAGACUGCGGCGCGGGGCUGCACUGCAGCGACUGCGGCGGCGGCGGCGGCGGCGACAAGACGUGCACGCGCGCCAAGCCCAUCGACCCGCUCACGCACGGCACGGAUCUCCCCUUCAACAACUACUCAUGGCUGACGACGCACAACUCGUACGCCCUCGCCGGCUCCUCCUCCGCCACCGGCUCCGCCCUCAUCACCCAAACCAACCAGGAGGACACCAUCACCGCCCAGCUCAAGAAUGGUGUUAGGGGCUUGAUGCUUGACACUUACGACUUCAAUAAUGAUGUCUGGCUGUGCCACUCAUUUCAAGGGAAAUGCUUUAACUUCACAGCCUUUCAACCUGCCAUCAAUGUGUUGAAAGAAAUCCGGACGUUCCUUGACGGUAACCCUUCAGAAGUAAUCACAAUUUUCUUGGAAGAUUAUACUGCUUCUGGGUCUCUGCCAAAAGUAUUCAAUGCUUCUGGACUCAUGAAGUAUUGGUUCCCAGUGGCUAAAAUGCCCAAGAGCGGUGGCGACUGGCCUCUACUCAAGGACAUGAUCAGCCAGAACGAGCGCCUGCUAGUCUUCACAUCAAAGAAAUCAAAAGAAGCAAGCGAGGGGAUCGCUUACGAGUGGAGUUACGUCGUGGAAAACCAAUAUGGAAAUGAAGGGAUGGUAGAGGGUAAAUGCCCGAAUCGUGCAGAGUCUCCAGCCAUGGAUUCCAAAAGCCAGUCUCUUGUCCUGAUGAACUUCUUCACAACAGACCCAAGUCAAACAGGGGUUUGCGCAAACAACUCAGCGCCACUUGUUAGCAUGCUGAAAACCUGCCAUGAUCUCUCGGGCAAUCGGUGGCCCAAUUACAUCGCUGUUGAUUUCUACAUGAGGAGCGAUGGUGGAGGAGCUCCCUUAGCUACUGACAUCGCAAAUGGUCAUCUAGUAUGUGGGUGUGACAACAUCGCAUACUGCAAGGCGAAUUCGACAUUCGGGACAUGUGUGAUACCUCCACCUUCACCGCCGCCGUCGCCUCGGAAGGCACCCAGCGGCGGCAAGGGCACAAGUGCAGGCGGCAGCUCCAGUUCCAGCGGCGCAAUGGCUCGGGUUGUACUACCAAAGCUGAGCUUCUUCUUCGGAGUGGCACUUCUGAUCCUGGUCAUACUCUCUUAUUAAGAGCAGACCCAUUCACUUGAGCUUGUGCUGUCUUUGUGCUCUGCUGGUACAAGCACAUACUGUACUGCCAUUCUGAGGCAAAAUUUUCUGCUCUUUUUUUAGCCACCUGUUCCAUUGGUUUGUAACUUCUUUUUCUUUUUUGUUAAUGAGAGCUGUAGAUGCCAGAUUAGCUGGAGAAAUUGUUCAUGUGCCGAGCUGUAGAUCAUUCCUUUUAUUUGAGGCAAUAUUUUUCUGCAUAUCAAGUGAUCUUAUUGCUCAUAAAAUAACUGCAAUCGCAUUGUAAAAAAAUGUUGUGGUAAGACCUUUUACAGGUGCAAAAUAUGCCUAUUAUGCAUAGACAGCAAA